GCUGGAGGGGAAGAAGAGGCUUUGUUGUGAGCUCUUUCUAGGGGAAAAUUUCUGCAUCUGCUUUGUGCAAGGAGCAUUUCAAAGGAAAAUGUCCUCUAUGUAUAGCAGCCUUCAUGACAGUUAUGUUCCAAACAAAAGGAGGUCGACCAGCUGUGUGGCAUUAGCUGUGGUUUUGGGCUGCCUGACAGUCCUGGGGAUCCUGCUCGCCAUUGCUGUGCUGGAAAGACCACCGCCCCCCAAAGAUCAUGAGACACUGCCUGAAGAAACUGCCGGGAGCAAUUUCUCCACAGACCAGUGCAGCAUGGUGCUGGUGGAGAGCAUCCCAAAAUACGUGAGGUACAAAGCCAAUGCAACGUUUGGUAUUCCUCUUGAAAAAGCCUGGAAAGAUCUUCUCUCCAUGGCAACGGACCAAGUGGAUGUGUCAUCUUUUUACUGGACUUUAACUGGGGAAGACAUUAAUGUUAACUCCUCCUCUGACAUACCUGGUCGGGACAUCCUGAAAGAACUUGAGGAAUUGCCCUCCAGGAAUGUUUCUGUCCGACUGGUGACCAGUGUUCCCAGUGUUAGAACAAACUCCACAGAUUUAAAGAUCUUAAAACAGAAAGGAGUUCAGGUGAGGAAGGUGAACUUUGGGCGCUUGACAAGAGGCGUCCUCCACAGCAAAUUUUGGAUCGUUGACAGAAAACAUGUGUUUAUUGGAAGUGCCAACAUGGACUGGAGGGCUCUCACACAGGUGAAGGAACUGGGUGUUGUCGUCUACAACUGCUCUAGUCUGGCAAAGGACCUCCUAAAGAUUUUCGAGUCUUACUGGGCGAUGGGACAGUCCAACAGCUCCCUGCCACAGCCCUGGCCUGCAAAGUAUGACACUGCCAUCAACCAACAGCACCCCCUGCUGGUGAAAACUGAUAAUGUCUCCAGCAAGCUCUACCUCACAGGUUCUCCACCAUCAUUCUGUCCUCCAUCGAGGACUCAGGACCUGGAAGCUAUUCUCUCCAUCAUCUCAGGCGCCCAGUAUUAUGUGGAUGUGGCCGUCAUGGAGUACUUCCCCACCACGCGCUUUGAAAAGCCUCAGAGAUACUGGCCUGUCAUUGAUGACGCCAUCAGGAUAGCUGCUUUCGACAGGACGGUUAAGAUCCGGAUGCUGAUCAGCUGUGGACGGGAUUCUGAUCCAGCCAUGCUGCCUUUCCUUCAGUCUCUAGCUUCAAUGAGCAGCCCUCACCAUGAUGUCAGCAUUGAGAUAAAACUAUACAUUGUGCCGGUGGGAAACCAGACUGAUAUUCCAUAUACUAGAGUCAACCACAAUAAAUUCAUGGUGACUGAUAAAACAGCCUACAUUGGUACCUCCAAUUGGUCAGGUGACUACUUUUUGACUACAGCUGGAGUCGGUCUGGUGGUUUCCCAGCAUGCUCCUCACCCUAUAUGGAAGACCAAGGCCCUGCAGGGCCAGCUCAGGGCAGUCUUUGACAGAGACUGGUACUCUGAGUUUGCUGUGAAACUCGCUGACUUGGGACACCACCCUGACUGUGCACUAUCAACAUGACAGAAACUCCUUUAUAAAAGUAACACAUAAAUGCAUUUUAUAAUCAAGGUCAUUUUCAAACCAUAGCUUUCAUUUAUGUUGCUGUUUUUAUAUUGUCUUUGUCCAAAUCAGCAGUUAUGGUAGAUUUUUGCAUGUUAUAAAUGCAAAAAAAUAAUAUAAGUCACAUUAAAGUGAUUGUGCUCUGAAAUUAGGA
This is a messenger RNA of Plectropomus leopardus (leopard coralgrouper), 1733 nucleotides long. RefSeq names its product phospholipase D family member 4 (gene pld4). Gene Ontology annotation, molecular function: catalytic activity. The record is from RefSeq and is a predicted model, not a curated record. Lineage: Eukaryota; Metazoa; Chordata; Actinopteri; Perciformes; Serranidae.